AUGGAUUGUUAUUCGGACGACAUGGGUUCAGCAGACACGGAGAUCCUAAAGGGGCUCUCGCUGCGAGACCAGAGACUUCGUAUUGAACAACUAGAAAAACUGAACCAGUCCGAAUACAUUUCUGCAAGGGAGAUCUUGGGCAAUGAGCGCAAACUUCCCCGCGCUGCUAAGAUACUGGGCAAUUCUCUGCCCAACCCAAGGCCGGGCCUCCAGAACAUCGUGGAGAAGCAACAUCGUCGAUUGUGCACCCUGAUCGAGCAGCACAAUGGCUUGCAGCACACUCUUCGGCUAAAAGAAUCCCAACUGCUGCAGAUGGAGCAGACCAUGGAUAGUCUUGAACUGGACACGAAUCCUGACGGUGAUGAGCGACAGUAUGAUCAGCGUGUUCGGCAGCUGGAAAACUGCCUUGAGAAAAUGAGCAUCAAGAUCACUGAGGCAGAAAAUAUCCACAACACCUACCUUCAAGUGCAAGAGCACCUAAACCGGGAGGUGAGGGAGAUGCCCCAUGUCUUAGAGAAGCUGCAGUCCACUGUGCUCAGUGGCCAGACGGAGCUCAGCAAAGUGGCCCAGAUGUCCCAGGCAGCCGCAGCCUCCAUGGAGAGCACUAAGGGGGUUCUGCUCCAGCUGGAGAGACAGCUGAUGAUGGAGCGGCGGGAGAUUGAGACGCAGCUGAGCCACAGGCUGCUGGAGAAGGAGAUGGAGGUGGAGGCCAGGAUGGACCGGGAGAAGGACACCGAGAGGCGCAUCAGCCGCGGCCCGCAGAAACUCAAGGACCAGAGGAAGUCAGUCGUACCCAAAGAUGGUCUCACUGACAUCAUUGAUCCCACUGCCGUGCGAGUGAUCCACCAGUCGGCUACUCAGUCCAAUGCACAGCAGGCCAAUGUGAAGAUGUUGAAAGACAUGGAUGACCUAAAGGAUGCCCUCGGCUGUACUGAACUGCAGGAGCUGGAGGGCCGGCUGGUGUCCCAGAGGGCCACGCGGCAGCAGCUGCACACCCAGAUGACGCAGUGCGAGGAGCUGCUGGCCCAGCGGCAGGAGGCCCUGGCUGCGCUGGAGCUCCAGUACGCCCAGAGCAAGUUCAACCCCGGGCCCAGCGGCGAGAGGUUUGAGCAGCUGCGGGCGGAGCUGUGUGCAGAGCUGGAGCAGGAGGCGGGGCGGUGCCAGGAGGGGGAGGAGCUACUGGCCAAGGCCCGCGCCGUGCUGCAGGGGGUGGAGCAGGGCGUCAACAACCUCUUCUACCGCAUCACCUGCCUGCCCGCCACCAAGGACGUGCCGGUGACCGAGGCGAGUCUGGACGCCGUGGGCAAGCUGCAGGAGAUCGACAGCCGGCUGACCUCGCUGCCGGACAUGGAGCCCGAGCAGAGCGAGGAGGAGGGCGGCGCCAGCGACAAGCUGUGGACCUUCCUUGUUCAGAGCACCAUGACGGAGCCACGCAACUUCAAGCAAGCCAGCUGCCCUACCGACAACAGCAACUCAGAAGACACCUUCCAGUUCCGCAGUCAAGAGGAGGACUACUCCCUUAGUCGCGACGAAAUCAAGCGACGCAACAAGCAGCUCAUCGAGGCCCACCAGCCCAAGAAGAAGGCCAACAAGGGCUCCAAGAAGAGCUAAACGCUCAGGCCCAUCUCCAGGGAUCGUGUUGAGACAUGGGAAAGUGUAUCGGAGUCCAAGGGAGCUUCUCGGUGAAGCUUAAAGACAAUAAACAGGUCAAUGCUA
Sardina pilchardus (European sardine) is the source of this 1716-nucleotide messenger RNA. RefSeq names its product coiled-coil domain-containing protein 183-like. Lineage: Eukaryota; Metazoa; Chordata; Actinopteri; Clupeiformes; Clupeidae. The record is from RefSeq and is a predicted model, not a curated record. The coding region runs from base 1 to 1611 and encodes 536 amino acids. The transcript has 13 exons.